UCGAGACUCUCUCUCUCUCUCUGUCUGGGGGCUCAGAAUCAUCGAUCCAACGGAAGGUCCGAUUAAUUACCUCUCCUCUAAACCUUCCAUCCUCUCUAGCUUCUUCUUCUUCCCACUCAACUCCGCUUCUGCCUACUUCUCCUCGACCCCUAUCGUUGCUUCGGAGAAGACGAAGAUGAGCUUCUUUGGCCGUGGCAGCAGUUAGAGGAUUAGCCUUCUGGCGUCGCGUCCCGGCAUCUUGAAUCGGUAACUCCUCCUUGGUUCACUGCUAUGGCGAUGUGAUUUGAUUGCGUUCCAUCGACUGCGCAUGCAGGAAUCAGAGGACCUUCAGGCCCAAGAAGAGCGCCCCGUCAGGGAGCAAGGGUAUGCAGUUGAAAAGGCACAUUGACGCCACUCUCGGCAGCGGUAACUUGCGAGAGGCGGUCCGUCUGCCGAUUGGGGAGGAUCUGAACGAAUGGCUGGCUGUCAACACUGUUGACUUCUUCAAUCAAGUGAACAUUCUGUACGGCACCCUGAUGGAGUUCUGCACGCCAGCUACUUGCCCGGCCAUGUCAGCCGGACCAAAGUAUGAGUACAGAUGGGCUGAUGGAGUCAAGAUCAAGAGACCUAUCGAGGUAUCUGCCCCAAAGUAUGUGGAGUACUUGAUGGAUUGGAUAGAAACCCAGCUUGACGAUGAAUCCAUAUUCCCUCAAAAGCUCGGGACUCCUUUCCCUCCUAACUUCCCUGAUGUCAUCAAGACGAUCUUCAAGCGCCUCUUCAGGGUGUAUGCGCACAUAUACCACUCGCAUUUUCAGAUGAUUGUGAAGCUCAAGGAAGAAGCACAUCUCAAUACUUGCUUCAAGCACUUCACCCUGUUCACACUGGUAAUUCCCUAUCUGCAAGAAAUCGCACUUGCCAGCGUUUUUGAGGCAAUUGAAUCAUUGAUAAGAAUGAAAAGUAGUAAAGUUCUCCAGUAAAAAUCAAACCAGGCAAAAUCUCUUCCUUUUUUUAUAAAAAAAUCAUCCUAGUAGGCUCUCAAACAAACUAAUGCUCUUUUUCUUAAAAAAGAAAAGAGAGAAAGAAGCACAAUAUAUCCCAAGAAGUGAGUAAUUAGUAGUACCUUUAUGACAGCUCGCUGAAGUUCUUGUAGUUUUUUGGCUUAUGGUAAUCAGCCUUUUUGUUUCUAUGAAGAAAUUAUCAUUUCAAGAUUGUUGCUUUUGUUAACUGCGCCAUUUGCAUCCAGCUGAAUGUUAAUAAGAAAAAUCCAAGCUUCUAAUAGCAUUAGUAGACUUUAGACAAUUUUUGGAGCUUGGAAGGUACACUGGUACUUUUACAUAUUCUUUUGUAAAAAAACCGUCAGGAGAUUUUUUUUUUUCCAUAUUCAGUUAGAUGGUUUUCACCGGUUGACCUUCUCUCGCAAAGGCAACUCUACGAAAUUCAGUACUUCAGCUUGUCAGGUUAUCAGAUAUGUAGUAGACCAGUCUUUCAUGGAAUGCCACUAUGCCAAUAACGAGAGUUGCCUUUGGUGCAGUGAUUCAAAUACUUUUUUCCUUUUGUUUGAGCUUAUUGCUUUAGCAGUUGUGAUCCAUCAUUCUGCACGCAAAGAUAUGCUACUUAUUCUUAAGUACCGCGCUUUGUAAAAAUUAAGGACUUGUUGUGAGCACACAAGCAUUCCAUUUGUCAUGUGCUUUCCUUGUUUU
Molecule: messenger RNA, 1679 nt
Organism: Phragmites australis (common reed)
Lineage: Eukaryota; Viridiplantae; Streptophyta; Magnoliopsida; Poales; Poaceae
Product: MOB kinase activator-like 1A
Exons: 6
Coding region: 366-956 (196 amino acids)
Biological process (GO): signal transduction; positive regulation of protein phosphorylation
Cellular component (GO): nucleus; cytoplasm
Molecular function (GO): protein kinase activator activity
Source: RefSeq, a predicted model, not a curated record